GAGCGCAGGGAGGAUCUUGCUGACCGGGACAACGCUCCACGAACUAUAGUGAUCUUGCUGAUCGGGAGGAUCUUGCUGACCGGCGUAGCACCAACCAUUCUGCAGCGAGCAAGUUGUCUCUAUGGCUGGAGAUGGUUGGUGCGACGCCGACGCAGAAGAGGAGGCGGAGGUGAGCACGCCCGGAUCUAGCGUGAGGUCGGCGUUCGUCGUCACGUCGGGCGAGAAAGAGGUGGUGGAGAUGGACGCGUCCAGCUCCGACGUUGUCUCGGCACUCGUCGCCAUGGCGAGCUGGAGCGUGUCGUGCUGGGCACCAGUGUGCUGUCGGGUGACCGCAAAGAAGGAGCGAGAAGCGUCAGAAUGUGAAGUUUCAAAUGGAACUCUCGAGAAGACUCUUCUCGUCCAUUUUUUUCCUUUUUUAAUCGUCACUGAUGCAGCGACAGACAAUAAUCGUUCAUUUGUGAUCGAACGGCACAGAGAAAAAAUACUGACGUGGACCGUCUAGCUAGGCUGUUUUGCGUUCGCGCUUAAUAUAUAGAAAGAAUGACCGC
Zea mays is the source of this 548-nucleotide messenger RNA. RefSeq lists its product as uncharacterized. The record is from RefSeq and is a predicted model, not a curated record. The transcript has a single exon. NCBI's taxonomy places the organism in Eukaryota, Viridiplantae, Streptophyta, Magnoliopsida, Poales, Poaceae. The coding region runs from base 122 to 502 and encodes 126 amino acids.